This is a messenger RNA of Tilletiopsis washingtonensis, 2691 nucleotides long. RefSeq lists its product as hypothetical. Gene Ontology annotation, molecular function: methyltransferase activity; DNA binding; zinc ion binding. The transcript is spliced from 2 exons. The record is from RefSeq and is a predicted model, not a curated record. Bases 1 to 2691 code for a protein of 896 amino acids. NCBI's taxonomy places the organism in Eukaryota, Fungi, Basidiomycota, Exobasidiomycetes, Entylomatales. Gene Ontology annotation, biological process: regulation of DNA-templated transcription; DNA repair.
AUGACUGCCAUCACCAAGCUCGAGCCCGACUCCUUCCCGCCGCAGACUUCGCCCAGCUUCGCCGCGUCCACCUGGGGCCCCAGCACCGUCCCGUCGUCGUCGUCGUCGUCGUCGCUCGCCGCCCUGCCGCCGCUGCUCCCCUCAGCCUCCGGCUCCGGCACCCUGUCGUCCGCACAGCCGUCGUACUACGGCGAGCACCCGUCGCGCCCGCCGCUCCUGCAGCGCACCAGCGGUGGCCUCGCCGACAUCGACCCACGCACCGCACCGCGCUCCGUCCACCACCCGUCCAGCGCCGCACUCAUGAGCACCAGCGGCUGGUACACCGGCGGCGGCGGCACGAGCUCGUCGUCGCUCAACACCGCCGCCGUGCCGCUGUCGCGCAGCCACGGUCGCUCGACGCUCGCUUCGGGACCGACAUCCGGCGACUCUUCCAGCUACCACAGCUACGGCAACCACAGCCACUCGGCCGCCGGCUCGCACAGCGGAGCACACUCGCUGCUCUCCCAGUCGCCGCUCACCUCCGCCAGUGCACCACCGCAGCCGGCACACCCGCUGCCGAGCUGGCUCUCGCCGGUGCAGUCGUCGCACAGCGCCGGCCUCGCCGGCAGUUCGCCGUCGACCGGCAACCAUCACGGCAGCAGCGGCAGCAGCACGACGCACUCGCCGUACAACGCCGGCACGGUGCCGUCGCACAGCUCGCUCUACACGUCAGCAUCGUCGGGCCACUCGCAGUCUGCACUGCCGCUCUUCACCUCGGCAUGGAACUCGCAUCAGCAGCACCACGGCAGCGCCGCCAGCUCCAACACCGCCUCGCACUACCAGUCGUCCGGCGUCGCGGUCCCGGCCGGCUCCGUCACGUCGCCGGGCGAGUACCACCACACCGGCAGCCAGUCGGCGUACAGCGCGCCGAGCUACACGUCGCCGCUGCCCGGCGGUCCGACGCCAGGCAGCCAGUACUCGGGCGAUGCGCCGUCGUCGUACGCCGGCUCACACUACGGUGGAGCUAGCACGCCGGGUGCCGCAGCCUCGGGCGGCGCGUCUCACUACACGACGAGCGCGCAGCAGCAGGGCUCCGGCCUCGGCCUCAACCCGCUCGGCAUCAACGUCGAGUCGGGCUACAGCGGCGGCCGCUACCGCAGCGACACGACGUACGAGAGCAGCAACCCGCUCUCGCGUGCCUCGGACUACGGCCCGUCGUACGCCAGCCGCAUGCACUCCAGCUCGACGGCCGGCGGCCUGAGCCGCUCCAGCUCGAGCUACCUCAGCAACAGCCUCGCCUCGCCGCCCGUCCGUCCGCAGAUGGGCAUGCGCACCACCUCGGACCCGUCCAUGUCGACCGUGACGUUUGGCUCGUACACGUCGCUACACGACUACUCGACGGACGAGGCGCGCUGGAACGCUCUGCUGAACCGCAGCCACUCGGCCGAUCGUGCCUUCGUCUACGGUGCGAUGACGACGCGCAUCUUCUGCCGUCCGUCGUGCGCCUCGAAGCGUCCGGACCGCAACCGUGUGCGCUUCUUCAGCUUCCCGAAUGCCGCGCAGCAGGCCGAGGCGGCGGGCUUCCGUGCGUGCAAGCGCUGCAAGCCCGGCACCCAGGGCACGGCGGACCAGUGUGUGCUCGCCGUCGGCGACUGCGUGCGCCACAUCACCAACUCGGCCGUGGCGGGCGAGAGCGGCGACGGCGACCUGAAGCGCAAGACGCUCAAGGAGUACGCCGCGCGUGCGGGCCUCUCGGCCUUCCACUUCCACCGCACCUUCAAGGCCGUCAGCUCGCUCACGCCGGGCGAGUACGCCAAGGCCUGCCACGCGCUGGCGCUGCAGGACGCCAUCGGCCGCGAUGCCACUCGCAACGGCGACGUCGUCACGUCGCAGGCCCUGACGCGUGCACUGCUCGGCUGGUCGACACGCCGUGCCCGCCGUGCCGUCGGAGGCAUUCUGCCGUCCUCGUACGCCGCCGGCUGCCUCGAGCUCAACAUGCUCCUCGUCACGGCGCGCGACACGCCCUACGGCAACGUCUCGGUGCUCUACACCGAGGCCUCGCACGGCGACCACGCCAGCGACGACUCGUCGGCGCACGACGACGAGGCCGGCACGCUCUUUGCCGUGGCGCUCGGCCACGAGUCGGAGCGCCGCCUGCAGGUGCGCUGUCCGACGGCCGUGCGCAUUGCCGACCGUGAGCCGUGGCUGUACGACAUCGUCAUGCGCCUCGUGCGUGCCGGCGACCGCGAAGUGCAGCUGCCCGACGAGGUGGUGCCGAGCGUGCGCCGUGCGCGCAUCUGGAACGCCGUGCGCAAGGAUCUCGAGCGCAAGGGCGCCGACGAGGCCGACGAGCCCGAGGCGCCCAAGCAGCAGCAACAGCAGCAGCAGCAGGGCGCCAUGUCUGCGCCCAUGCACCCGCAGAUGCACGCCCAGUACGCCUCGCACGCGCACCACCAGAUCGCGCCACCGCAGCACCAGCAGGCGCACUCGACGCAGCAGCAGAUGCACGGCAUGCCCUCGCACCAGCAGCAGCCUCAGCAGCAGAUGCAGCAGCAGCAGCAGCAGUCGCAGCACCACCACCACCUCUCGCUCGGCGGCCACUUCCCUGCGCCGCAGCCGCAGGCGCAUCACCCCAUGAUGUCGCAGCAGCCGCAGCAGCAGCAGAGCCACCAGCUCGCGCAGCAGCAGCAACAGCUGCUGCGCCGCAUGUGA